Bipolaris zeicola 26-R-13 is the source of this 444-nucleotide messenger RNA. RefSeq lists its product as uncharacterized. The transcript has a single exon. Lineage: Eukaryota; Fungi; Ascomycota; Dothideomycetes; Pleosporales; Pleosporaceae. The record is from RefSeq and is a predicted model, not a curated record. Bases 1 to 444 code for a protein of 147 amino acids.
AUGAAGUUCUCCAGCAUUGUCUUCCUCCCACUUCUGGCCGGCGCGGUUUCGGCUGCUGCUAUUCCAGCUCCUGCUGUCCUCGCCGAGGUCGCCGUCCGUGAGGCUAGCCCUCCCCACAAGACUGCACCUUUCAAGGAACGUGAGGCCAGUCCUCCUCACAAGACCGCACCUUUCAAGGAGCGCGAAGCAAGCCCACCCCACAAGACGGCACCAUUCAAGCGCAGUCCUCCACACAAGACUGCCCCGUUUAAGAGGGACGCUGUGGAAGCUCCUUGGAAGCGUAGCCCACCCCACAAGACUGCUCCCUUCAAGCGGGAGGCUAGCCCCCCUCACAAAACUGCUCCUUUUAAGGAGCGCGAGGCUAGUCCCCCUCACAAGACUGCCCCCUUCAAGAGGGACCCCAGCCCUCCCCACAAGACCGCACCAUUCAAGCGUGAGGACUAG